Messenger RNA from Anthonomus grandis grandis, 2637 nucleotides. It is a transcript of the gene aralar1, whose product is annotated as calcium-binding mitochondrial carrier protein Aralar1. Gene Ontology annotation, molecular function: L-glutamate transmembrane transporter activity; L-aspartate transmembrane transporter activity; calcium ion binding. The record is from RefSeq and is a predicted model, not a curated record. The transcript has 12 exons. Lineage: Eukaryota; Metazoa; Arthropoda; Insecta; Coleoptera; Curculionidae. The coding region runs from base 248 to 2290 and encodes 680 amino acids. Gene Ontology annotation, biological process: malate-aspartate shuttle; L-glutamate transmembrane transport; aspartate transmembrane transport.
AGUGAAUUCAAAUAAUUUAAAAGUGAGGUUGUGAUUUCAGAGGGCCCCAAAAAGAUCGAAAAAAGUUUCUUAUUGCAUUUAUAUUGUUAUUGUUUAUAAUUAUAUACAAACCAGGCCUUUAAUCCAUUGAAUUCUAAUUGUGAUAUCCUGUAUUUGACAUAACACAUUCCAAUAAACCAAGAGAUCAAUAAUUACCUAAGUUUAAUUUUUGGUAACUAACAGUUUUUCUUAUUUGUUUUAAUUAUUUAUGAUGAUGGCAGGCCUGUUUUUGGGUUCUAAGGCUUCGUGCCAAGAGGGUGGUGGAUACCUAAAACGUGCCUCCCCAUCGCAAUUGCAAGAAAUCUUCAACAAGUAUGCAUCCGUGGAAAAGAAUGGCGAAAAAUUUAUGACCCCCAACGAUUUCGUCAUUAAAUAUUUGGGCCUUUUGAACGAGAAAGACUACAAUGCGGACACCGUCCGACUUUUGGGCGGCAUCGUCGACACCAGCAAAGACGGUCUCAUAUCUUAUCCGGAAUUUCAGGCUUUCGAGGGGCUGUUAUGUUUUCCUGACGCCCUUUACAAAACCGCUUUUCAACUGUUUGACACUAAUGGAAACGGAAUGGUCAGUUUUCCGGAAUUCGUCGAAGUAAUGAAAAAAACCGAGCUACAUCAGCGCAUUCCGUUCAACAUGGAAUCCCCGUUUGUUCAAUUGUACUUUGGUAAGCAAAAACAACGGUUGGUUACUUACCACGAGUUCAGUCAGUUCCUCCAUGAUUUCCACGAGGAAUACGCCAUCGAAGGAUUCAAGAGAGCGGACAAAGACGGCUCCGGAUUCAUUUCGCUACUCGAUUUUCAAGACAUUAUGAUUAGUAUUAAAAGCCAUUUGCUUACCAAGCAAGUACAAGCGCAUCUUAUCGAAGCCGUCCAAGGAGAAACCCAAAGCAAACGAGUCAGUUUUCCAUACUUUAUUGCCUUUAAUGCUUUACUAAACAAUAUGGAAUUGGUAAAACGCAUUUAUUUGAACGUAACUAACGGUCAUAGAACUCAGGAAGUCAGUAAGGAGGAAUUCAUGCAUUCCGCCCAGGCCAUGUCCCAGAUGACUCCCCUCGAAGUAGAGAUUUUAUUUCACCUUAUGGACGUUUUACAUCAAACAGGGCGCAUCGUGUAUAAUGACCUCUAUGCCAUAGCUCCUGAACCGUAUUUUAAACAAAUUACUAGUAGAUUAGCGGAAAUUCAUGCUGUUUCGAGUCCAGAGGAACGGGGAGUGGUUAUACAAAUCCUCGAAAGCGUCUAUCGUUUUUCUUUAGGUUCAGUGGCCGGAGCGGUGGGAGCUACGGCCGUCUACCCUAUCGAUCUGGUUAAAACCAGAAUGCAGAACCAACGCACGGGGUCUUUGGUGGGCGAAUUGAUGUACAGAAACAGCAUUGAUUGUUUCAAAAAGGUUGUUAGACACGAGGGUGUCUUCGGUUUAUAUCGAGGAUUAGUGCCGCAACUGUUGGGAGUCGCUCCGGAAAAAGCCAUCAAGCUCACUGUAAACGAUUUGGUGAGAGAUAAAUUAACGGAUAAAAACGGUCGCAUACCUUUAUGGGGUGAAAUUCUGUCUGGUGGCUGCGCAGGCGGUUCCCAAGUGGUAUUUACAAAUCCGUUGGAAAUCGUGAAAAUCCGGCUGCAAGUGGCCGGAGAAAUCGCCGUGGGAUCGAAAGUUCGCGCUUGGACUGUAGUCAAAGAACUGGGAUUGUUCGGGCUGUACAAAGGAGCCCGAGCGUGUCUUUUGAGAGACGUGCCUUUUAGCGCCAUCUACUUUCCCGCUUACGCACAUACCAAAGCAAGUUUGGCGGACGAGAAUGGCUAUAACCACCCGAUGACGUUACUGCUAGCCGGUGCAAUCGCGGGUAUUCCUGCGGCUUCAUUGGUCACCCCAGCUGAUGUCAUCAAGACCCGCCUCCAGGUGGUCGCCAGGGCUGGACAAACGACGUACAGUGGCGUAUUGGAUGCCACCAGGAAAAUUUACAAAGAAGAAGGAUUCAGAGCAUUCUGGAAAGGAUCUAUCGCUCGUGUAUGCAGAUCGUCACCUCAAUUUGGUGUGACUUUAGUUACAUAUGAACUGUUACAGAGGUUGUUAUAUGUUGAUUUCGGAGGAAGUCGUCCCUCGGGAUCGGAACUAAAAGUGGCCUCCUUAGCCGGUGAUAAACCAAGUACAAAUCCGGACCAUAUCGGUGGUUAUUCCGUUUCCGUGCCUAUUUUCUCAGGAAUCGAAUCAAAGUUCGGCUUAUGUUUGCCGAAAUUUUCUUAUCCGACGAUAAAACAAUAAUUUCACCUUAUCUUAGAAACAUUUUGUUAUACUAUAUAUUGUGAGAUUAGUAUAAAAAUGAUGAAGAACGACAACAAACGUAAUAGGAGAUUUUUUGACCGAAUUAACUUUAUUAAAGGCAGGCACUGUGAUAAUAUUCAUAAAUAUAUUAUUGUAAUUCUAUACGUAAACUUUAUAUUUCUUUAUUGGAAACAUUUUCUUUUGCAUUUUUUUUUGUCAGGGGUUCCACCUUCGUACAUUCUACUACGUAAUUUUACAUUUUUUUCUUCAAAGUUUGCUAUGUCGGACCUUUAUUGUUAUGAUAUUGAGCGAUUGUAAUUAAAUAUUAGUUAUUGUUUUACCAAAAA